Hyphopichia burtonii NRRL Y-1933 is the source of this 2841-nucleotide messenger RNA. RefSeq lists its product as uncharacterized. The record is from RefSeq and is a predicted model, not a curated record. Bases 1 to 2841 code for a protein of 946 amino acids. Gene Ontology annotation, molecular function: carboxypeptidase activity. Lineage: Eukaryota; Fungi; Ascomycota; Pichiomycetes; Serinales; Debaryomycetaceae. The transcript has 2 exons.
AUGGCAUACCAGAGUAAACUAGAAAAGCUCAAUUAUGACUUGCUGAUCCUUCUGGCGCGGUCCGCAUUUGAAAGCAGUCCAGUUGCCACGCUUGAUGUGUCUGCUGAUAAAAGCGGCCGAGUGAGCUCUACCAACCCAAAGAAUAUUGAUGAGGAAACUCGAUACUAUAAACAAUAUUUGAAUAAACUCAAGUUUAUCUAUCUUGAACAAGAAACCAGAGAUAAAUUCUUACGCCAGUUAUUACUUGAUGAAAAUGAUUUCGCUAAUCCAAUAGACCAGACUAAGAACUUACUCGAACAAAAUGAAUCAUCAAAAGCACAAUUGAAAUCUUUGAAAAAUAACGUAAAUCAUAACGAACUUUUCGAUAACGGUGAAAAUGAAGAAGAAACACAAUCAAAGUAUGAUUUAGUAUCUUACUUUUCAAUAAGUCCCAACUUUUCAAGAAGCCGAUUCUGGUGGUUUGUAUCUCUAGGCUUUUUAGCUAUCCUUACUCUACACCUAUCCUUUUUACCAAGAACUUCUAUGAGUAGGGAUUUUAGAAGAUGGCAUGGUCUUCGUUUGACUAAAGCCGAUAUUAAACGGAGUUAUCUCGUGUUUAGUGGUUUACAUAGUAUAACUAAUGGUAAAGACCGGGUUAAUGAAGAACAAAUAUCUGACUGGCUAACUAAUUUCACUGCUAUUAACAAUCAAAGCCCAACAAAUUUGCUAACAAAUGAUAACAUCGACCUAAUUUCCUUCGUCGAGGAUAACUUUAAUAAGUUUGGUGUGGAAACACAAGCAUUUAGUUACGAUAUGCCUCAUCUUCAAAAACCUUUGGGCUCAUCUUUGAGUCUUUUGAAUAGCGCUGAUCAGUCGAUUUUAUAUAAUGCUAAACUCUUCGAACAUAAAUCUUCAACUCCGGCCUAUAAUGUGUUUGGUUUCAAUGGAAGUGUCACUGGAAUUUAUAUCUUCGUGAACGAAGCAACUACAAAAGAUUUUCAAUUACUUUUGAAAAAUAGAAUCAAUCCCGCUUCGAAACUUGUCAUUGCAAAGACUUCCAAGAUCUUGUCCGUGGCGGAACAAGUUCAAAUUUCUCAAGAGUAUGGCGCUUCAGGCUUUAUUGUUUACCAAGAUGUCUCCUCUUACAAUAAACAAGAAUUAAAAUCUUUGCAAUCAGCUUUAUCGAGAUAUUCAGUGGCUUUUCAACCCAUAAGUCAUGCUAAUAAUCUUACCCUUCCCAAAAUUCCAUCUAUCCCUAUUUCUUAUAAAGCCAUUAAACCAGUAUUGGAUUCGCUUAGUCCAUCUUCGAGCAAAGACUUUGAAAAUUGGGAUCAUUACCCAGUGACUGAAGACUCUACUCUUGAGCUUUACUUGAAUACUAUAUUUUCUAAAGAAAAGCCUAGAAAAAUCACCAAUAUUGUUGGUUCCAUAAAAGGAGUUUUAAAUGAUGGUGAUGUUGUAAUAGGUGCUUCCAGAGAUAGUAUGACUUCCUCUGACCCUUUGAGUAAUCAUGCAAUUUUAUUUGAAAUAAUGAGAGGCUUUCAAAAAUUAGUGCAGUUGGGUUGGAAACCUCUUAGAAAUAUACGUUUCAUUUCUUGGGAUGGAUCUCAUAGUGGACUCUUGGGUUCACAAUUGAGUUCCAACGACACUGAUGUCUUUAGUACGAGGAAGCCAAUACUUUGUUAUGUCAAUAUAGAUGAUGCUGCUGUCACUGGAAGUAAACUUAAAGUUGAUUCGAAUCCUUUGUUCAAUGAGUUAUUAGUAAAAACAGCUAAGUACAUACCAUUUCCUAAAUUUUCCACUCAUUAUAAAACUUUACCCAAAGAUGAUUCAGAUGGUAAUGACGACGAUGAUGAUGACGAAGAAAAAUAUUCCACAUUACAUAACUACUGGUGGAAACAAGAUAAACUAUUUAUUAAUAAUAAACUUGGAUAUCAACUUAGAGAAUCUGAUGCCAUAGUGUUUCAGAACCAUAUGAGUGCACCCAUAAUCAAUAUCAAGUUCGAAAAUGAUCCUAAACGUGAUUCAUCAGCCUAUCUUCCCAACUCGAAUUAUUAUUCUUAUGACUGGCUAACAAAGCAGGAAAUUGAUGAUGAUAUGUUGUUGCAUGGACUGUUGGUGAGAUACAUUGGAUUAAUGAUAAUUUCUUUAAGUGAACAUGAAAUUGUCGAUAUCAAGUCACAUAGCUAUUUUGAUACCAUAAAUCAAUACUUCAAGAGCCUUCUAUUGGACCACAACGAAACAUUUUCAAAAUGGAGUGAAAAGAACGUCUCUACUUAUUUAAUAAAUAAGUAUAGUAUUUAUAACGAUAUUAGAGAUCAGGAUGAAUUCGAUGAAAAUAAUCCGAUUAAAUUCAAUGAUGUCAUUCAUGCUUUUCAAAUACUUUUGAAUAACUUAUUUGAUCAAUCAAAGGUUUUUGAUGAUUACUUAUCCUCUGUACAAGACUCCUUGAUUGAGGAUUACGCUUGGUAUAAAUAUUUGAAGAAAGUUCAUAUUUACGCCAAAUUCAAAGUAGCAAACUAUAAAAUUCUCCAUUUUGAAAAGGAAUUCUUACUUAAGUCGAAAGAUUAUACUUACUUGUUUGGUGACACUGCCAAAGGCAGUGGUGAUCAAGUAGAUCCAAUCAAAUCCAAGACACUUCCUUUAUUUGAUAAACCUGAAGAACUUUGGUUUAAUCAUAUUUUCUAUGGAUUACCAGAAUUUACUCCUGACAAGGACCUGGCAUAUCUUGCCAGCCGUGGUCAGCUCAGCGUUUUCCCGUAUCUACAACAAGCUAUUUUGAAGCCUGACUAUGAACAGACUGUCAAAUGGUUGGUUGUUACUUAUGAUAAAUUGAAGAAUCUUCACCGUAAGAUUGCAUGA